AUGAACCAAGUUAGCGAGGUUUUCCCUGUGGACUUCAAGAUGUUCAAGCUCACCUUCCCAGAAGGAAUGAAAUUCACCACCAAAGUCAACCAGAAACCACUCACCCUGCCCCAAAGAGAGUUCCUAUAUAAAUGGCUGAACGAGCUAGAAGCUGCGCAAUACCUAAGCCGCUGUCAGCAGAAGGUAGCUAGUGAGGUCAGUAAUAAAACAACAAAAGAAUCACGUAUACCUUCUUGUACCAAAAAGAUGCCCAACAGCAAUCUUACUACAAAGAUUUGUGCGAAGCUACAAUGGUCACUCCCACAACACAAACAGGAACUUGCUUUGAGUAUUAAACAGGAAACAGGAACGGACAUCCUUGGUGUUCGGCACCAAGCCCCCUUUCAAUAG
Molecule: messenger RNA, 390 nt
Organism: Suillus subalutaceus
Lineage: Eukaryota; Fungi; Basidiomycota; Agaricomycetes; Boletales; Suillaceae
Exons: 5
Coding region: 1-390 (129 amino acids)
Source: RefSeq, a predicted model, not a curated record